GCGCUGCCGCGCCCCGCCCGCCCUUUUAAAUGCUCGGUCACGUGACGCGGGGAAAAGGGGCGGGGCCGGAGGGCGGAAGUCGCGCGGUGCCAGCGGAGCCCGGACAUGGCGGGCGUGAAAGCUCUCGUGGCCCUGUCCUUCAGCGGAGCCAUCGGGCUGACCUUCCUCAUGCUGGGCUGCGCCCUGGAGUACUACGGUGUGUACUGGCCCCUGUUUGUGUUGAUCUUUUACUUCCUCUGCCCCAUUCCCCACUUCAUUGCCAAGAGGGUGGGCGAUGACAGCGACGCAGCCAGCAGUGCCUGCAGGGAGCUGGCCUAUUUCUUCACCACGGGAAUUGUUGUCUCUGCCUUUGGACUCCCUAUCAUCCUUGCACGGGUGGAAGCAAUCAAAUGGGGAGCCUGUGGCCUGGUGCUGGCUGGCAAUGCAGUCAUUUUCCUUACUAUUUUAGGCUUUUUCCUUGUGUUUGGCAGAGGAGAUGACUUUAGCUGGGAGCAGUGGUAGGAGCUCGCUGUGGUGCUGGUAAUUUUGGAUAUUUUACAGCUUUUUUUCUCCCCUCCCUGUCCUGUGUGUAUGUACAGAUAUUAUAAUAUGUGUGGUAUGUUAUCCAAUUCACGUGGCUUUAUGUUAUCACUUAAUAAUUUGCUUUUUUAAAUGCACUUCAGCCAAAGGGACCUUGCUGACAGUUGGCUUGAAGUAGUCACUAAAAUGUGGAAUUAUUAGGAAUUUAUCCUUGAAGAAGUUUACAGAACAUAAGCAGUUUUACCCAUUUUCACCCUAUUUGCAUUAAUUUUUGGUUUAAUUGCAGUGUCAUUGAGCCAUUGGUCACUAUUCCUGUUGGGGUUUUAACCAUAUAAUCAAAGAAUAAUGUAAAGAUUAUCCUAAUUGGGAUUGUUCAACUUGAUCAGUCUUUCUGCUUUAAUUAGGAUGAGUUAGUAUUUCAUUUACAUCUCAUUAAUUGUCAUUUUUCUUAAUGAUAGAAAGCCAAAUGUAAGUGAUGUCAACCCUUACUCCCUAAUGAAAGCAAGAGACAAUAACCCUGGUUAAAAACCCUUCCAAUUAUGUUUGUUUAAAGAUCAGUUUCUCCCCACAAAGGUAUUUUCUGUCUCUGUUCAGUUCAAAAAUUGUGGCUACAUUUGGGGGAUAAUAUAUUUUAAUACAUCUUAAAGCUGCCAUGACUUCUAUGAAGGUUCACAGAAGGAGGAACUACCCUCAGGACACUCAAAAAUCACAAUUUAGUGUUCAACUCCGUAUUUUUAUGGGUGUGAAUUGCAAGGAAUUGAGUGUUCUGCUGGGUGGGAUUUCUUAUUUCCUCCUUGCUUUUAAAACACACUUCUUCAGCUCCUAUUUUUUUGUCUGGAAGGAGGUUGUUAUUCCAUUAAAACACUUUCUUUUUAAACAGCAUUAUCCUAGUAACCAUUGAAAUAAUGACACUUCAGCAAGUAUAAUUUUAUUACUUUAGUUUUGUAGGAAUAGAAGGAAUGGUCAGUGAUUAAUUACGUGAGCACUCUGAAAUGGGGACAGAAAUAAUUUUGUGGUCCCCGUUCAUGGGCUGUGGCUCAGGCAGGACUGGGAAAUGGAGUUCCAGGGAGGGUAAUUCCAUGUUUUCAGUGGGAAUUUCUGCUGUGAGAAGGAACAGUUGAGUUUCCAGGUUGCCUCCUGCUAAAAGAAGAAUUAACAUUAAAGGAUGGGGGUUUUUUUGAUGUUAAUGCUCCAUCCAAGACAUAACAGGAUAAACUUAUAAAAAUCCUGGGAAUAACAAAUUAUCUGAGUGUCUUCUUCCUGCUUUUGCUGAAAUCUGUCAGAACUGGGGAAUUGACUUGUUUUAAACCAAAUUCUUCAGAUUAAACAUCAUUUCCAUGUUUAAAUCCAGCUUUGAUUUUAGAGAAGAUGCCUUUUUCCCCUACACAGUGGCAUUUUCCACUCAAUAAUGAAACAAAAAAGUGAAAUAAAACCCAGUCAGUGCCUAAUGAGAAAUUCUUAAUGCCAUUGCUAACAAUUCCAUUUAACUCCUCCUGGAUUGGGGUUGGAUCCUAGAAAGCUUUUACUCCAUUUAUGUACCAAAGGCUGCAAUAGAAAUCUACAAAAUACUGAAUUCCUGGUGGGGUUUUGGGGAGGAAAUCAGCUGAGAUGGGAUUUUUCCUUUAUUUAAAUCCUUCUCUGUGGGCUCUGCUGUGGGGUGUGACAGGAGCAGGGAGCAGGGACAAUCUGAAGUGACCAGGAGAAGCAGAAAGUGCUGGUUUAAAUUUGCUUUUUGCCAAAUUUUUCUGUUGUACUGUAUCCCCUUUGAGCUGUGUUGGUGGGUGUUGAGGGGAGAAGGUCAAUGCUUUUUUUAUUGUUAUUUUUAUUAUUGUUAUUCUUUGGAAGUAGCUACGUGCACUAAUCCCUAAUGUGAAUUUCAUGCAGUUUUCACCUGGACUUUACAUUUAAUGUUUAAAAUUGUGUUGAAAUCAUGGAGAUCUCCCUUAACCUCUGUAAAGCACAUUUACUUUGUUAUCAAAUACGGUAAAAAAUAAUAUUUCAGUGGGUUUUUUUUUACCUCCAGAGCUUCAUUGCCACUAAGCUCUGCGGGUGUGCCCUGGGAGUUGUGUCCAUCCCUGCAGGGGAAUCACUGUGCUUUCUCUGGAAUGCUUUUCCCUGUGGAAUACUGUGUAUCCAAAGUGCCUUAACCUCCACACAACGCUGAUUUUUGUGCACCCACAUGGCAAGAUCAGCGUGCCAGAAGCAGCUGCAAAUCCAUGGCUGCGUUUUCCAGAGCUUCCUUGUGGGCUAAUCCCGUUUCCUGCCGUGGGGAGAUGAGGGCAGUGCAGCUUUUGUACCUUUUGUAAACUGUUUUUAUCUCUGUGAUCACCACGUCCUUCAGAUCAUGGAGUAUCAAAGCACGGACAUUCAAACAUAUUCUACUUUUCUUUCCAAGUUGCCUACUAAAACUGACUUUUGGAAUUGUCUAAUAAACAUAUCUGAUGCUUAAA
Molecule: messenger RNA, 2969 nt
Organism: Prinia subflava (tawny-flanked prinia)
Lineage: Eukaryota; Metazoa; Chordata; Aves; Passeriformes; Cisticolidae
Gene: LEPROT
Product: leptin receptor overlapping transcript
Exons: 4
Coding region: 106-501 (131 amino acids)
Biological process (GO): late endosome to vacuole transport via multivesicular body sorting pathway; negative regulation of growth hormone receptor signaling pathway
Cellular component (GO): endosome
Source: RefSeq, a predicted model, not a curated record